GGAUGGAGGAUGGAGAAGCACGUCAAAGUUUAGCCAACGGCAGCACAAAAGCAUCCAGUCCGUCCAAAGAGGCCUCUUUAGUGCUGCUAAACAAACAUGGAGUCGGAUUCCCGCACUUGUGGAGCAGUUUGACCCAGUUUGUGAGUCCACUGCAGCCCGCCCAGCCCCCGCCUUCAACUUGCAGCAGCGACAUGGAGCAAUCACCGAGUCCUCCUCCCAAACCUGCCCAGCAUGAGCCCAUCAGCUUCGGCAUCGACCAGAUCCUAGGAGCCGCCGCGGAGAGCGGAGCGGGACGGCAGCUGCGUGAUGCCGGCAGCGGGGAUGGUUACUACAGCCUGGGGAGUCCCGGCCGGACCUGCACGCCUUCAUACACGGCUCUGGCCAUCUCCUUCUCCGGCAUGGACGCCCCUCACGGCUCCGUGUACGGGGACGGGAGGAGUGUUGGCGGCCGAGGAGUGAUUCGUGUGCCGGCCCACAGACCGCUGACAGCCCCCGGACCUGCGGCCCCGGUGCAGAGCGCCGUGCCCGGGUUUGGAGGGCUCUGUUUCCCCUGGAUAGGGAACCGCUUUACUAAGGACAGAAUAUCAGCGGCUCUGGUUCCCUUCUCGGUCACCAGGCGGAUAGGACACCCCUACCAGAACCGGACCCCCCCUAAGAGGAAAAAGCCCCGCACGUCCUUCUCCAGGGUGCAGAUCUGCGAGCUGGAGAAGAGGUUCCACCGCCAGAAGUACUUGGCCAGCGCCGAGAGGGCCGCCUUGGCCAAGAGCCUCAAGAUGACGGACGCUCAGGUCAAAACCUGGUUCCAGAACCGCAGAACCAAGUGGAGGCGGCAGACGGCGGAGGAGCGGGAGGCGGAGCGCCAGCAGGCCAAUCGUCUGAUCCUGCAGCUGCAGCAGUCCGCCCUGCACAAGUCCUUGGGCGAGUCGGCCGUGGCGGACCCGCUGUGCGCGCACAACUCCUCCCUCUACGCCCUGCAGAACCUGCAGCCCUGGGCCGAGGACAGGGAGUAGGGAGGCCACGCCCACCCCCAGUCACGUGAGGACGAUGCAUCGGGGGACUGACGUCACCUUCUGCAGGACACUUAGGAAUGGUUGGACCUUGUUCUUGGUGAGUCACGUGACUUUUCAAAGCGGGCCUGGACUCCAUUGGACUUUUUCAUAAGAAACUGUUCCAUCCAUCCAUGCAUCCAUUUUCCUCCGCUUAUCCGAGGCCGGGUCGCGGGGGCAGCAGCCUAAGCUGAGAAGCCCAGACUUCCAACAUGUCUUAAUCGAUGUCUUCCUAUGAUCCUGUCAGUGACGGCAUGGAGGAGAGGUGGAGUGACAGCAAGCCCCCCAAUCACACAUUUGUCAUCAGUCCGGCACUUAAUACUCCCCCCAGAGCUAAUUUAUAUAUGAAGUAACGCCAUUUAUUCACGGACACAAUCGUGUACAUAUGAGGUUUGUAAGUAUGCAUGUUCAGUGAUGGUGAUUAUAUUAUCUGUGUUUUUUUGUUUGUUUUUUGUACUUUUAUUGUGUCAAUAACACGUAUUUUGUGACCACGUUG
Entelurus aequoreus (snake pipefish) is the source of this 1542-nucleotide messenger RNA. RefSeq names its product T-cell leukemia homeobox protein 3-like. The record is from RefSeq and is a predicted model, not a curated record. The transcript is spliced from 3 exons. The coding region runs from base 3 to 1010 and encodes 335 amino acids. Gene Ontology annotation, cellular component: nucleus. NCBI's taxonomy places the organism in Eukaryota, Metazoa, Chordata, Actinopteri, Syngnathiformes, Syngnathidae. Gene Ontology annotation, biological process: regulation of transcription by RNA polymerase II; animal organ development. Gene Ontology annotation, molecular function: DNA-binding transcription factor activity, RNA polymerase II-specific; RNA polymerase II cis-regulatory region sequence-specific DNA binding.